GGGAUAUCGCACAAAGGAAUCGAGAAGAAGAAAAAACAAACAACGGUGGUCUUUUGUAUUAGCGGAGGUUGAUUAUUUUGUAAUUAGACCAAAAUGACUGAAGAGCAGGAUCUCUUGGCCAAGAUCAGCCAGCUUGCUGGCCAGAUCAACAGACACAAACAACAUCCUCAGGCCGAAGCUUCCCAUGGCGAGUCCCAUCACACUUCAUAUGUGUCCAGACACUCUCGGGCGCGUCCAGGGUGGGCACCAUAUCGCGGACGACCGUACGCGCGUGGGCGGGGCGGCGCGCCUUCGCACCGCAACCGAACGCUCGUUUUAAACAACACAGCAGGCUCCGCGACUCCCGCGAGCUCAACACCUUCCACUGGUCCUGCGACAGACAAUGAUAUUGAGGGGGCGGCGACGCCGAACGGCUGGGUCGCCAAACGCGACCGCCACAUGCAGCUGAUCAACUCGGCCAUCUAUGACAAGGAAGCUCAGGCGCGGACCAAAGCCAUGGAAGAAACCCGACAGGCUAAGUCUCGAAAGAAGGCACACGCUGAGCAGACCAAAGUGCUCCGCUAUGCGCAAGGCUUCGGUAGACAGCAUCCUGCUAGCGCUGCGGCGCCGCAGAUGUCUACUACCGCUGGGCCGUCGGCUGAGUACCAGGUUUAUUUCAAUGAUAUGCCCUUCCGGGUGUCUCGAGGCGGCAGUAAACUCAUUCGAGUAUCUGAUGACCCGAACAAGAUAAACACCACGCCGAAGAAGGUGACACUCGCCGGUGUAACUUUCGUGCGGAGCAAAAAUGGAAACCUCCAUCGUCUAGGGGCGGUGACUUCGAAAAGGAAACAAAUACCGAAGAAGAAGAACGAGCUGUGCACAAGAUUUACCACCACGGGCACCUGCUACAAGGGUCCGACCUGCCCCUACAUCCACGAUCCCAACAAAGUUGCCAUUUGCAAAGACUUCCUCCAGACUGGUAAAUGCAACGCAGGUAUAAGUUGUGAUCUCUCCCAUGAACCAUCGCCCCACAGAUCCCCCACUUGUAUGCAUUUCCUCCGCGGUCGCUGCGCCAACCCGGAGUGCCGAUAUGCCCACAUCCGCCUGACACCGGGGGCCCCCGUGUGCCGGGACUUUGCCAACCUGGGUUACUGUGAGAAGGGUGAGGCGUGUGAGCAGCGACAUGACCAUGAGUGUCCGGACUAUUCCAAUACGGGCACCUGCAAUAAGAAGCGCUGCCGGCUGCCGCACAUAGACCGGGCCGGGCAGAUCAGGAAGAACGCCGCCAUCAAGGCCGAGGGAGCCAAGGAUGAGGACGAGUCCGACGCCUCCAGCGAGGAAGAAGAGUACGAUGAGAUCGACUCGGAUGACGUUGACUCAGACGAGCUGGACGAUGAGCCUGAACUCAUCGAAGGGAACGGCAGUGGCGAGCUGUCGCAGCAGCAGGAUUACAUCCGCUUCUAAUUGUAUUGCCUACUAACUGCAAAAAUAGCAAACGGACAUGGAAUACUGGCAAUCGGAGAAAAAGAAAGACAGAGAAGAACAAAAGGAGAAGAAAAGAAAAGCAAAGAAAAAAGAGAAUAGAGGGGAUGACUUGAUAUUGGUGGAUGCAGUCCAGUAAUUUGGACGCACAGGUUGAUUGUUUCGGGUUGACUUGGUAGUUGAUACCCUAUUCUUAC
Messenger RNA from Aspergillus candidus, 1658 nucleotides. Its product is annotated as CCCH zinc finger protein. Lineage: Eukaryota; Fungi; Ascomycota; Eurotiomycetes; Eurotiales; Aspergillaceae. The transcript has 5 exons. Gene Ontology annotation, cellular component: nucleus. Gene Ontology annotation, molecular function: metal ion binding. The record is from RefSeq and is a predicted model, not a curated record. The coding region runs from base 94 to 1443 and encodes 449 amino acids.